AUGUCUACUACAGGAGCAGAUGCAAAAUAUCAGUCGGAUGAGCGUCGUCCGCACGUCUCGAUGGAGAAAGUUGACGCGCAUUCUCCCCCCGAAACCUGCCAACUCAUAGCUCAAUCUGGUGUUGCAAAAGCGAAGCUGCCUUGGGCUGAUCUUAUACUCAAAUCCUUCUUCGGCGGUAUCUUCAUAUCUCUCGGCUCUCUUUUCGACAUUGUUGUAGCAGGUGGCGCAUCCGGCCUGCGGUCAUCAGACCCUUCUCUUGCAACUUUGGUGGCCGCGUUCACUUUUCCGAUCGGCUUUGUCUUGAUAAUACUUACCAAUGUUGAGCUGGUCACGAGCAACAUGGCUGUUAUGAUGUAUUCAACUCUGCAACGGCGGACGACUUGGUACGAUCUUGCCCGAAACUGGAUUGUCUGCUACAUCUUCAACUUGGCAGGCUGCUUGUUUUUCGCCGGUGUCCUCGCUUGGUGGAGCGAUACUCUUGAGUCCGAUGCGCAAUCGUCGUACGCGGUUACUCAAGCAGAAGGCAGAGUUAACAUCAACUGGGGCUACAACUUUACGAGAGGUAUCGGAUGCAACUGGCUUGUGGGCUUGGCGGUCUACCUAGCCACGAGCAGCAAGGACAAUUUGUCGAAAAUUGUCGGUAUCUGGCUCCCAAUCUGGACUUUUGUUGCGCUCGGAUAUCAGCACUCAGUCGCGAACUUCUUCUUAGUCCCUAUCGGCAUGUUCUACGGUACCAACUUUGGAGUAGGAAAGUUCAUCUACCAAUCUAUCAUACCGGUUACAUUAGGGAACAUCGUUGGUGGUGCCGGCCUCGUAGGCGCUGUCCUCUGGUUCUUCUACGGCAGAGACGACACUCUGGCUACUAACACCGGCCAACCAUUAAGCGGUGAGAAAAAGAACAAAAAGGCUGGCACUCACAGCUUCGGUCGUCGAGGUAGACAUGAUGACGUUGAGAGCGACGAGACUGUUUCAGUGGGCGAGGAUGGAGGCAGUGCAAGGGGCCGACGACGGGGACCAGACAUGGUUUGA
This is a messenger RNA of Colletotrichum truncatum, 1029 nucleotides long. Its product is annotated as formate nitrite. Gene Ontology annotation, cellular component: plasma membrane. Gene Ontology annotation, molecular function: high-affinity secondary active nitrite transmembrane transporter activity. Gene Ontology annotation, biological process: transmembrane transport; nitrite transport. The record is from RefSeq and is a predicted model, not a curated record. NCBI's taxonomy places the organism in Eukaryota, Fungi, Ascomycota, Sordariomycetes, Glomerellales, Glomerellaceae.